GCCGCUCGCCUGGCGCUCUUUGGAGUUUAGAACAGGACCGGGGGAGCGUGGAAAUGGCAGCCGCAGAAGCAGCUUUGGGGUCAUUGGUAACGGGUCUGUACGACGUGCAGGCGUUCAAGUUUGGGAACUUCGUACUGAAGAGCGGGCUCUCUUCCCCUGUUUACAUCGAUCUGCGUGGCAUCGUGUCUCGACCGCGUCUGCUAAGUCAGGUUGCAGAUAUUUUAUUCCAAACUGCCCAAAAUGCAGGAAUCAAUUUUGACACUGUGUGUGGAGUACCUUACACAGCUUUACCGUUGGCUACAGUUAUCUGUUUAACCAACCAAAUUCCAAUGCUUAUUAGAAGGAAAGAAACAAAGGAUUAUGGUACUAAGCGUCUUGUAGAAGGAGCUAUUAAUCCGGGAGCAACCUGUUUGAUCAUUGAAGAUGUCGUUACCAGUGGGUCUAGUGUUUUGGAAACUGUUGAGGUUCUUCGGAAGGAGGGAUUGAAGGUCACUGAUGCCAUAGUGCUGCUGGACAGAGAGCAAGGAGGCAAAGACAGGUUGCAGGCCCAUGGGAUCCAUCUUCACUCAGUGUGUACAUUGUCCAAAAUGCUGGAGAUUCUUGAGCAGCAGAAAAAAAUUGAUGCUGAGAUGGUUGAGAGAGUGAAGAGAUUUGUUCAGGAGAAUGUUUUUGUGGCAGCUAAUCGUAACGAUUCACUCCUUCCUAUAAACAAAGCUCCCGGAGAACUCAGCUUUGGUGCACGUGCAGAGCUGCCCAGGAUCCACCCAGUUGCAUCGAAGCUUCUCAGGCUUAUGCAGAAGAAAGAGACCAAUCUUUGUCUGUCUGCUGAUAUUUCAGAGUCCAGAGAGCUGUUGCAGCUAGCAGAUGCUUUAGGACCCCGCAUCUGCAUCCUUAAGACUCAUGUAGAUAUUUUGAAUGAUUUUACUCUGGAUGUGAUGAAGGAGUUAACAGCUCUGGCAAAACGCCACGAGUUCUUAAUAUUUGAAGACCGGAAAUUUGCAGAUAUAGGAAACACAGUAAAAAAACAGUAUGAAGGUGGUGUCUUCAAAAUAGCUUCUUGGGCAGAUCUGGUCAAUGCUCACGUGGUGCCAGGCUCGGGGGUUGUGCGGGGCCUGAGCGAAGUCGGCCUGCCUUUGCAGCGCGGGUGCCUGCUCAUUGCGGAGAUGAGUUCUGCUGGCUCCUUGGCUACAGGCAGCUACACUAACGCAGCGGUUAGAAUGGCGGAGGAGCAUCCUGAAUUUGUGCUUGGUUUUAUUUCUGGCUCCCGAGUAAGCAUGAAACCAGAACUUCUUCACUUGACUCCAGGAGUUCAGUUAGAAGCAGGAGGGGAUAAUCUUGGCCAACAGUACAGUAGCCCACAAGAAGUUAUUGGCAAACGAGGUUCUGAUAUCAUCAUUGUAGGCCGGGGCAUAACAUCAUCAUUUAAUCGUCUGGAAGCAGCUGAGUUGUACCGAAAAGCUGCUUGGGAAGCUUAUUUGCGUAGACUUGGUAUUUGAGUGUCUCGAUACAUUUUUGUGAAGACCUUGAAGAUACAUGGUCUCCUGAGAUGCACUGGCUUGAAAUAACAAGCAACACUUAAUGGGUUGGAUUCUUUCGUGGGUUCUGUGUUGCAAUGACUUCUGGGUUUCUCACAGUCUUUAGGAAAUACUGAAUGCUGAAUAAUCACUGCAUUGUUACUAUAAUAAAUUCAUGUUCAAGCUCUU
This is a messenger RNA of Zalophus californianus (California sea lion), 1703 nucleotides long. RefSeq names its product uridine monophosphate synthetase (gene UMPS). The transcript is spliced from 6 exons. Lineage: Eukaryota; Metazoa; Chordata; Mammalia; Carnivora; Otariidae. Gene Ontology annotation, biological process: 'de novo' pyrimidine nucleobase biosynthetic process; 'de novo' UMP biosynthetic process. The record is from RefSeq and is a predicted model, not a curated record. Gene Ontology annotation, molecular function: orotidine-5'-phosphate decarboxylase activity; orotate phosphoribosyltransferase activity. Bases 54 to 1496 code for a protein of 480 amino acids.